Messenger RNA from Kwoniella botswanensis, 2598 nucleotides. RefSeq lists its product as uncharacterized. Gene Ontology annotation, cellular component: Ku70:Ku80 complex; nucleus. Bases 1 to 2598 code for a protein of 865 amino acids. Gene Ontology annotation, molecular function: damaged DNA binding; double-stranded DNA binding; telomeric repeat DNA binding. The record is from RefSeq and is a predicted model, not a curated record. Gene Ontology annotation, biological process: DNA recombination; double-strand break repair via nonhomologous end joining; telomere maintenance. NCBI's taxonomy places the organism in Eukaryota, Fungi, Basidiomycota, Tremellomycetes, Tremellales, Cryptococcaceae. The transcript is spliced from 11 exons.
AUGCCGUCAGACAGAGCUGGAUAUACGCUCUCUGUUUACGCAAUAGACGUCUCACCGUCUAUGGGCGAGCUGAAAGCAGAUCCAGGUGGAGAGAAGAAAGUACCGAAACUGGACUUGGUCAAGGAGUUUGUAGCCAGAAGAUGUGAACCAAAGAUCUCAAGUGGAAGGAAGACAGAAGCAGUUGGUAUACUAAGCUACGGAGGAAAGACGAACAAUCAAGCCAAUCGAGCGUUCGUUGAGCAGAAUCCAGAAGACGAAGAUCCACCUUAUGCCAACGUGUCUUGCGAUGUAGCCAUCCAGACCGCCAAACCCAAGACCGUUGAGGUAGUGAUGAACCUAGAUGUAGGGGAAUACGAGGGGAAUCCUGUAUCCGCUCUGAUGGUGGCGCUAGAUAUGAUACAUACACAUAAGCAUACGAAGAGUUGGGCGUUAGAGGUUGUUCUGAUCACUGAUGGCGAAAGUGCUUUCCGACAGGAUGAGUAUGAAGAAGCUAUGGGGAGAUUUGACGAUUUGGGGGUCAGAUUAUCGGUAGUAGGUAUCGACUUUCAACCGCUGAGCGAGGCUGUGGACAAGUCGAAAUCGAGAAACAAGCGACUUUCCGAGAAAUUCUGGCGGACAUUCGUUUCCAUGCUUCAUGAGCGAAUAUCCAAGACCACAGAUUCGGAAGAAAUGUUACCCACUUUGGAGAUCUUCGACGACUCUUUGCAAGAAUCGAGAUUACCUAAAGCUGCUGUUGUGAAUGGUACGGUCUCAGGAAUAGAAUUGCACAUUGGUUCACCCGAAGUUGAUCCUGAACAAGCCAUAACUAUACCUAUCAAGUAUUCUAAAGCUACUAUGAAAGCUCGUCCACCUACUCUAUCGAAGGCCUGGAAACCCGCUAUGGAACUACAAGCGCCUACCAGACCAACAUUGGGCGAUCAGCGACAAAGCUCGAAUCAACUGAUGUCAAGCUUGAUCAAUCAAUCUCAAUCGUUAUCGCAAGGGGGUGAAAUACCAAAAAUGGAAGAUUUCGCUUCUAUGAUUUCGGCUGAAGUGAAACAUCAUAGUACCUAUGUGCUCAAGAAAGCAGAAAACAAUGCUCCUGCGUCAAGUCAAUUGGAUAUUCAAGGACUAGAUGGAGAAUAUCUGGAUGCUACUCAGCAAGCUACCCAGAACCAGGAUGAUGAUGCUGAAGAGGAAUUCGUAGAGAAAGAGGAUUUAGUCAAAGCUUGGAGAUUCGGUUCCACUUGGGUACCAAUGGAGGCUGAUACGUUCGAACCUAUGGAUACGAGGAAAGGCGUAGAGAUAUUAGGGUUCUUCCCGAAAGAUGCAAUCAAAAGGCAUCUUCUAAUGGGAGAAGUGCGAUUCGUUUGGCCGGACUUGACAUCACCCAAAGGUCAAAUACAAUUCUCGGCCUUGGUCGAAGGCAUGGAGUUACGAGGAAUGUGCGCGGUGGUCAGAUGGGUAUUGAAGGAUCAAGCUGAACCUGUCAUCGGUAUAUGCCUACCUGCCAUGGAUUUUCCCGGUGAAGGUAAAAGGCUGGACUUUAUGUACUGGGUCAAGCUACCCUUCGCCGAAGACGAACACAACUUCUGGUUCCCCUCUUUGACUACCUACAAAACUGCCACCGGAAAAGUAGUGAAAGAACACCCCCUCUUACCUACCGAUAAACAAUGUGAAUUAAUGGAUGACUUGGUCCAAUCUAUGGAUCUGGAUACAUAUGCCAAAGAAAAAGCUAAGCGAGAGAGGCAACAGAGUGGUCAUGAGGAUGAAACGAUGUCGGAGGAAGAGGAAGACGAAGGAGAAACACCUAGAUGGUUCGAACCUGAGAAAUCGUAUAAUCCCGUUAUACAUCGCAUCAAAGAAGCCAUCUUCCAUGCUUCUCUGACCGCGGACUUAGAUGCCAAUCCUCUAGGUCCCCCGCAUCCUGAAUUGACCAAGUAUUUCAGCACUCCUUCCGAGGUUGUGGAAAGAAGCGAAGACCUGACGAAGAGAUUGAAAAAUGCUUUGGACAUCAAGAAAGUACCUCUUCGAACCCGAAAGAAGGUCCAGAAAGAGGGACUGAGGGAAGAUGAGGGAUAUAUCGACAUUGAUGAACUGUUCGAUGAGACAACUGCCUCGAGCCAAAUAAAGGCUGAAUCGUCUUCACAAGGUACGAAGCACAAAGUCGAAAGACCGCCACCAAAGGAAGUGAAAGACGAACCUCGAUUUAUAGAAUCUGACGAAGAGGUCGAACCUCUGAAUAUCAAAUCCAAACCGAAGACAGGUAGAUUGAUAUCUAACGAGAACCCUUUGGAUGACUUCAAGAAAUUGAUAGAGGGUGAAGGUGAUGUCUUCCGCAAAGCUAUCAGAGAUCUCGGUGUGGUUGUAGAAGAGAAUAUCCAGAGUAGCUUCUCAUAUCAGAAUUAUCCUCUUGCACUGGAUUGUCUAAGGGAAAUGAGAAGUACAGCGUUAGUUUAUGAGGAGGUGGAAACGUAUAAUGAGAUUGUAGAGGAAUUGGAAGUGAAAGUGAAGAGAGGGAAACAUAAGAAUUUCUGGGAAAAAUUCGAAGAGGCUGGUGAAGAAGUAGCGAAGAUCAGCCCGGAAGAAGCUCAGAAAGCUUUAGAUGAGUACGAAUAA